Molecule: messenger RNA, 3575 nt
Organism: Arabidopsis lyrata subsp. lyrata
Lineage: Eukaryota; Viridiplantae; Streptophyta; Magnoliopsida; Brassicales; Brassicaceae
Product: phospholipid-transporting ATPase 2
Exons: 25
Coding region: 150-3473 (1107 amino acids)
Biological process (GO): phospholipid translocation
Cellular component (GO): plasma membrane
Molecular function (GO): magnesium ion binding; ATP hydrolysis activity; ATPase-coupled intramembrane lipid carrier activity
Source: RefSeq, a predicted model, not a curated record
AAAAACCAAAAGAAUCUCCAACUCCUGAGAAAAAAAAUCAAACUCCGUGUGAUCGAUUAGUUUCUGGGAUUACACUUCAAUCAGUAUUUAUGAGUUUGAAGAUGAAAUUUUAGAAGAGUGUUUUUGCUUCCACGCAAAAAAAAAAAAAAAUGAAGCGUUUUGUAUACAUUAACGAUGAUGAAGCUUCAAAAGAGCUUUGUUGUGAUAACCGUAUAUCUAACAGAAAGUAUACGUUGUGGAAUUUUCUUCCAAAGAACUUGUGGGAGCAAUUCAGCCGGUUCAUGAACCAAUAUUUUUUGUUGAUUGCUUGCCUUCAGCUCUGGUCACUUAUCACCCCGGUAAAUCCUGCUAGUACAUGGGGUCCGUUAAUAUUCAUAUUUGCGGUCUCGGCUUCGAAAGAAGCUUGGGAUGAUUACCACAGGUAUCUAUCAGAUAAGAAAGCAAAUGAGAAAGAAGUUUGGAUAGUGAAACAGGGGAUCAAGAAGCAUAUUCAAGCACAGGAUAUACAAGUUGGCAAUAUUGUUUGGUUGCGUGAGAAUGAUGAAGUUCCUUGUGAUCUAGUUUUGCUUGGUACCUCUGAUCCACAAGGUGUUUGCUAUGUAGAGACUGCUGCUUUAGACGGGGAAACUGAUCUCAAAACAAGAGUCAUACCUUCAGCAUGUGUGGGAAUUGAUUUAGAAUUGUUACACAAAAUGAAAGGUGUGAUUGAAUGUCCUAUUCCAGAUAAGGAUAUUCGAAGAUUUGACGCAAACAUGCGCUUAUUUCCGCCAUUUAUUGACAAUGAUGUCUGUUCUUUAACCAUAAAAAACACUCUUCUUCAGUCCUGUUACUUGAGAAAUACAGAGUGGGCUUGUGGAGUAUCUGUCUAUACAGGGAACCAAACUAAGCUUGGUAUGAGUAGGGGUAUAGCUGAGCCGAAGCUUACGGCUAUGGAUGCAAUGAUUGAUAAACUGACUGGAGCAAUAUUCGUUUUCCAAAUUGUCGUUGUUAUGGUCCUCGGUGUAGCUGGAAAUGUUUGGAAAGAUACAGAAGCAAGGAAGCAAUGGUAUGUGCAGUAUCCAGAGGAAGCCCCGUGGUAUGAGCUGCUUGUAAUCCCUUUGCGGUUUGAACUCCUAUGCUCCAUCAUGAUACCCAUCUCCAUUAAGGUGUCUCUAGAUCUGGUUAAGGGUCUUUAUGCAAAAUUUAUAGAAUGGGAUGUGGAGAUGAUAGAUCAAGAGACUGGUACAGCAUCUUAUGCAGCAAACACAGCAAUAAGCGAGGACCUUGGGCAAGUAGAGUACAUUUUGACCGACAAAACUGGGACCCUGACAGACAACAAGAUGAUAUUUAGAAGAUGCUGUAUUGGUGGCAUAUUUUAUGGGAAUGAGAAUGGAGAUGCUUUAAAAGAUGCACAACUUCUUAAUGCCAUUACCAGUGGCUCUACAGAUGUUAUCCGAUUUCUUACAGUUAUGGCCAUCUGCAACACAGUUAUACCUGUGCAGAGCAAAGCUGGAGAUAUUGUUUACAAGGCGCAAUCUCAGGAUGAAGACGCUCUUGUAAUUGCUGCUGCAAAGUUGCAUAUGGUCUUUGUUGGCAAAAAUGCCAAUCUUCUAGAAAUCAGAUUUAAUGGUUCGAUAAUUCGCUAUGAGGUACUGGAGAUUCUUGAAUUCACUUCAGAUCGAAAAAGAAUGUCAGUGGUAGUGAAAGAUUGUCAGAAUGGGAAAAUUAUACUUCUGUCAAAAGGUGCAGAUGAAGCAAUCCUUCCGUAUGCAUGUGCUGGUCAACAAACCCGAACUAUUGGUGACGCCGUAGAACACUAUUCCCAGCUGGGGCUCCGAACAUUGUGUUUGGCUUGGCGUGAACUGGAAGAGAAUGAGUAUCUAGAGUGGUCAGUGAAGUUUAAGGAGGCUAGUAGUCUUCUGGUUGAUAGGGAGUGGAGAAUUGCUGAGGUCUGUCAAAGAUUAGAACAUGAUCUUUAUAUUCUAGGGGUCACUGCAAUAGAGGACCGGUUGCAGGAUGGUGUACCAGAGACAAUCGAGACACUUAGAAAAGCAGGGAUAAACUUUUGGAUGCUGACCGGAGAUAAGCAGAAUACAGCUAUACAGAUUGCUCUUUCCUGUAAUUUUAUCUCCCCAGAGCCUAAAGGUCAACUUCUGAUGAUUGAUGGAAAAACUAAAGAAGAUGUUUCUCGAAGUUUGGAGAGGGUUUUGCUUACAAUGCGGAUUACAGCUUCAGAACCUAAGGACGUGGCAUUUGUUAUUGAUGGCUGGGCUCUAGAAAUUGCUCUGAAACACCAUCACAAGGAUUUUGUUGAAUUAGCUAUACUUUCUAGGACAGCCAUAUGUUGUCGCGUCACACCUUCACAGAAAGCCCAGUUAGUUGAAAUCUUAAAAUCCUGCGAUUAUCGAACCCUUGCAAUUGGUGACGGUGGGAAUGAUGUAAGAAUGAUACAGCAAGCUGAUAUCGGGGUCGGCAUUAGCGGAAGAGAAGGGCUGCAGGCAGCAAGAGCUGCAGAUUAUAGCAUUGGAAGAUUCAGGUUUCUGAAAAGACUGAUUCUUGUUCAUGGGAGGUAUUCAUAUAACCGGACAGCAUUUUUGUCCCAGUAUUCCUUCUACAAAUCGUUGUUGAUAUGCUUCAUCCAGAUUUUCUUCUCGUUUAUUUCAGGCGUUUCUGGAACCAGUCUUUUCAAUUCGGUUAGCCUGAUGGCUUAUAACGUUUUCUACACCAGUAUUCCUGUUCUUGUUAGCGUAAUUGAUAAAGAUCUUAGUGAAGCAUCAGUGAUGCAACACCCUCAAAUUUUGUUCUACUGCCAAGCUGGAAGGCUUCUAAACCCAAGCACAUUUGCGGGGUGGUUUGGCCGAUCCCUUUUUCACGCAAUUGUUGUAUUUGUAAUAACCAUACACGCAUAUGCUUACGAGAAAAGUGAAAUGGAGGAGCUUGGAAUGGUAGCUCUUUCUGGAUGUAUAUGGCUUCAAGCUUUUGUUGUGGCUCAAGAAACCAAUUCCUUUACGGUGUUGCAACACCUUUCCAUUUGGGGAAAUCUGGUCGCUUUCUAUGCAAUCAACUUUCUCUUCAGCGCAAUACCGUCAUCCGGAAUGUACACCAUCAUGUUCCGCCUCUGUUCUCAACCUUCUUACUGGAUAACAAUGUUUCUCAUAGUUGGAGCAGGCAUGGGUCCUAUAUUCGCAUUGAAGUACUUCCGCUACACAUACAGACCCAGCAAAAUCAAUAUACUCCAACAAGCUGAAAGAAUGGGUGGUCCAAUACUGACUCUAGGAAACAUCGAAACGCAACCAAGGACCAUUGAGAAGGACUUGUCUCCAUUAUCCAUCACUCAGCCCAAAAACAGAAGCCCGGUCUAUGAGCCAUUGCUAUCAGAUUCUCCAAACGCAACACGACGCUCAUUUGGCCCUGGAACUCCAUUCGAGUUUUUCCAAUCACAGUCAAGAUUAUCAUCAUCGUCUGGUUACACCAGAAACUGCAAAGACAACUAAAAAACAUUUUCUUUUUCUUUCAAAUUUUUACAUUUCCGUGACGUUUGUGACUUUUCUGAUCUCAAUGGUAAAUGCAGUCCAAGUCGCGGGAAUUAACCAGAA